AUGAGCACACAUAGUUCACAUCAACAAACUCCAGCAGGGGAGAAACCAUUUAAAGGUAUGGAGUGUGGGAAAAGUUUCACUGAUAGUGGAAAACUUAGAACACAUCAGCGGACUCACAUGGGCAAAAAAAGAAUUCCAAUGCAGGGAGUGUGGGAAGAACUUCAGUCAACAUGGACACUUAAGUUUACAUCAACAGUUUCACACAGGGGAAAAACCUUUUAAAUGUCUGGAUUGUGGAAAGAGCUUCAGUCUGAAUGGAUACUUAAGUUUACACCAGCGGACUCACACAGGGAGAAACCAUUUAAAUGUAUGGAGUGUGGAAAAGCUUCAGUCAGAGUGGACACCUCAACAUACAUCAACGGACUCACACAGGGGAAAACCAUUUAAAUGUAUGGAGUGCGGAAAAAGCUUUAGUGAUAAUGGAAAGCUUAGAACACAUCAACGGACCCACACAGGGGAGAAACCAUUUAAAUGUAUGGUGUGCGGAAAGAGCUUCAGUGUCAGUGGAAACCUUAGAAAACAUCAAAGGAUUCACACGGGGGAGAAGCCAUAUAAAUGUAUGGAGUGUGGAAAGAGCUUCAGUCAGAAUGGACAACUCAAUAUACAUCAACGGACUCACACAGGGGAGAAACCAUAUAAAUGCAUGGAGUGCGGAAAGAGCUUCAGUUUCAGUGGAAACCUUAGAAUACAUCAACGGACUCAUUCAGGGGAGAAACCAUAUGAAUGUAUGGAGUGCGGAAAGAGCUUUACUGAUCAUGGAAACCUUAGAAAACAUCAACGGACUCAUUCUGGGGAGAAACCAUAUAAAUGUAUGGAGUGCAGAAAGAGCUUCAGUCGGAAUGGAGUACUUAAAUUACACCAGCGGAUUCACACAGGGGAGAAACCAUAUAAAUGCAUGGAGUGUGGAAAGAGCUUCAGUCAGAGUGGACACCUCAGUAUACAUCAACGGACUCACACAGGGGUGAAACCAUUUGAAUGCCUGGAUUGUGGAAAGUGCUUCAGUCAGAAUGGAGACCUUAAAUUACACCAGCGGAUUCACACAGGGGAGAAACCAUAUAAAUGUAUGGAGUGUGGAAACGGUUUUAGUGAUAAUGGAAGCCUUAGAAAACAUCAACGAAUUCACACAGGGGAGAAACCCUAUAAAUGUAUGGAGUGCGGAAAGAGCUUUCAUGAUAACGGAAACCUUAGAACACAUCAACGGACUCACACAGGGGCGAAACCAUAUAAAUGUAUGGAGUGUGGAAAGAGCUUCAGUCAGAAUGGACACCUCAAUAUACAUCAACGGACUCACACAGGGGAGAAACCAUAUAAAUGCAUGGAGUGCGGAAAGAGCUUUCAUGAUAACCGAAACCUUAGAACACAUCAACGGACUCACACAGGGGCGAAACCAUAUAAAUGUAUGGAGUGUGGAAAGAGCUUCAGUCAGAAUGGACACCUCAAUAUACAUCAACGGACUCACACAGGGGAGAAACCAUAUAAAUGCAUGGAGUGCGGAAAGAGCUUUCAUCAUAACGGAAACCUUAGAACACAUCAACGGACUCAUACAGGGGAGAAACCAUAUAAAUGCAUGGAGUGCGGAAUGAGCUUCAGUCAGAGUGGAAAACUUAGAAAACAUCAGCAGACACACAGGGAGAAACUGCUUAAAUGUAUGGACUGUGGAAGGAGCUCCAGUCAGAGUGGAACCCUUGAUUUAUGCGAACAAACUCACACAAAACACAAACUGUCUAAAUAUCAGGAAAAUAGGUAGAGUUUCAAUCCUAGCUGAAGUUCUAACUCAACAGACUCACGGACAGGAAGAACUUUAGGAGUUGAAACUUCAAUAUACAUCAACGGACUCACACGGGGGAGAAACCAUAUGAAUGUAUGAAGUGCGGAAAGAGCUUUCGUGAUAAUGGAACCCUUAGAAGACAUCAACAGACUCACACAGGGAAGAAACCAUUUAAUUGCAUGGAGUGCGGAAGGAAAUUCAGUCAGAGUGGACACCUCAGCGUGCAUCAACUGACUCACACAGGGGAGAAACCAUAUGAAUGA
This is a messenger RNA of Podarcis lilfordi (Lilford's wall lizard), 2031 nucleotides long. Lineage: Eukaryota; Metazoa; Chordata; Lepidosauria; Squamata; Lacertidae. The record is from the annotation of a GenBank genome assembly.